AUGGGGUCUGCAUGUUGUGUUGCUGCAAGAGAUAGAACUAUAACAAGUCGAACACCCAGUGAAGCUCUGCAGAGGCAUGUUCGACAUUCACCAUCAUGGAGCUUUCUAUUGGAUAACCGUGGACGGGUGGCGGGUGAAGAGACAUCGACUAAUAGUUUACUUGAUGGAGAUGGAGGCGAUGAUCGUUUGGAUGUUAAAUCUGCUUCCACUGCAGAAACUGCCUUUGCUUCUGAGGUGGGAAGUUCAUUAGACAGUUUCCGGUCGCUUGCAUGUCGGAAGUCCCCAGUUUCUGAUGGAAAUGGUGGAAUUUUAAGGUUUCCAUCUUCUGAUCCACCUGUUUCACAGAAAAAUCUAGAGUUGAAUGAACCUGCUGAAUCUGCAGCAGUAUCGUACCCAUCUCCUGUUAAGCUAUCUCCAUCAGCCCCUUCAGUUUCGCCAUUGUUAUCAUCUCCUUUGUCAUCCCACAGCCACAUGCUUCCUCCAAAGUCGACUCCUUCCAGGUGGAGUCCUCGUUCUCCUGGACAGCAGCCGUUACGACAAGUAUCUGACAGCCCGAUUCCAGAAUGCAAGUCACGUACAUUCUCAAUUUCUGAAGAAGCAUCUUCUUUUGUUCUCCCUACUUGGAGCUAUGAAUCAACAAGAGGAUACAAUGGUGGGUCAUCUGAUGGGGGGUCAAUUCCUCCAUUCUCUGAGCCCACGACGACUCGGAAAGAGAGAUGGUCUUUUGAUAGUGAAAACUCAGGCUUCAGUCGGGACAAAAUGACCAGAUCUCCUGGACGAAAUUCAGGAUCUCCUUCUUUUGAUCUCCAAAGUUGUGGUGUUUGUGCAAAACUUUUAACCGAGAGAUCCUUGUUGGGCAGCCAAAAAAUAAUAGCUACCAAUGAACUUGCUGUGGUUGCUGUUUUGACUUGUGGACAUGCUUACCAUGCUGAAUGCUUGGAGUAUAUGACACCUGAGAUCAACAAAUACGAUCCGGCUUGCCCUGUCUGUACUUUUGGGGAGAAGCGGACCAUGAAGAUAUCUGAAAAGGCAAUCAGAGCUGAAUUAGAUUCAAAGGCUAGAAAGCGAUCUAGGAACCGUAUUGUUGAUAGUGAUGAUCUUAUUGUGUUUGAUCAUCAUAAAUGCGGUGAGAAUGAAGGGAGGGGUCCCAAAAUGAGUUCAAGUUCCAGCAUGAAAAGUUCAUCAGGAAUGCCUUUCUUGAGACGUCACUUCUCAUUUGGGACGAAGGGACAUAAAUCAUUGUCUGAGAAUCAUUCUACCCGAAGAAAGGGAUUUUUCUGGUCAAAAUCUAGCAAGGAAUGA
This is a messenger RNA of Fraxinus pennsylvanica, 1302 nucleotides long. The record is from the annotation of a GenBank genome assembly. NCBI's taxonomy places the organism in Eukaryota, Viridiplantae, Streptophyta, Magnoliopsida, Lamiales, Oleaceae.